Nicotiana tabacum (common tobacco) is the source of this 432-nucleotide messenger RNA. The record is from RefSeq and is a predicted model, not a curated record. NCBI's taxonomy places the organism in Eukaryota, Viridiplantae, Streptophyta, Magnoliopsida, Solanales, Solanaceae.
AUGGUGACUUCGUGGAUUCUUAAUUCCUUGUCAAAGGAGAUCGCAGACAGUGUUGGAUAUGUAAAUGAUGCUAUGGAGUUGUGGAUCAAACUAGAAGAUAGGUAUGAGCAAACGAGUGGAGCUCGAUUGUACCAAAUCCAAAAAGAAAUAAACGAUAUAUCUCAGGAAAAUCUUAACAUUACCAACUACUGCACCAAAUUGAAGAAGCUCCGGGAAGAAUUGAGCACCUUGAGUAAAAAGUCUCAAUGCACUUGCAACUAUACCUGUGGUGCGAAGGAAAAUAUCUACAAAGCUGAGCAGGGCAGGCGACUAAUACAAUUUCUUAUGGGGUUGAAUGAAACCUACACUGUGAUUCGAGGAAGCAUCCUCAUGAUGAAUCCAUUACCAAACUUAGAUCAAGUUUUUUCUCUCCUAAUACAAGAUGAGAAGUAG